Lecanosticta acicola is the source of this 3907-nucleotide messenger RNA. The record is from the annotation of a GenBank genome assembly. NCBI's taxonomy places the organism in Eukaryota, Fungi, Ascomycota, Dothideomycetes, Mycosphaerellales, Mycosphaerellaceae.
AUGCCGCACAGCGACGAUGACGAUUACGAUUACGGGAUAGACGAUGAUGAUACCGCUUUCCUGCGUGCCGCCACCCAACUCGAGGCCACCCAGCAUGCUGCCGCCUUCGACCCUUCUCCUCGCCCGAGCAAGAAGAGGCGUGUGAGGCGUCGAGGACGAGCCCAGGUAGAUGCAGCCUGUCCGGGCGAGUUGGAGUGGUCUGAGACCGAUGAGGAGAAUCACAGUCCUCCCGCGUCUUCCCUAUCCGGUCCUCCAGGGAAUGGUCCAGCACCGGCAGCGACUACCGACACCCAGCAUGACCUUGAUCCCGCCGAUAAUGAUGACCCCAAUUACUACUUCCCCGGCGAGCUCGCGGAAGACAAUCAUGCAAAGACUUCCAAGUAUCGCAUCCAUGUCCCUGAGAAUGGAGGCAAGUUCCCGGAUAUGAUAUUCAGCCAAACGCAGCAUGGGCUAGACGAUGACCUCGCCAAAUUCCGUGGUGCCGUCUGGAAGAGACCUCCACGGCAAGCACCACUGCCCAAUCUUGGAGGAAUCGCCAAUGCAAACGGAUUGGCGAAAGGCGCUGCUCCUCCCAUCGCAAAUGGCAUUGGCAGCUACUUCCGAGCGGUCGGCCGACCCGUACCAGUGGAAGACGAUGCUGCAUUCGCCGCGAGGUUGCAAGAAGAGGAAGACGCCCUUGAUCGAGGAAGACAACCCGUGCGGCCAGUGAGACCUCGCGUCGAAGAUCGUCCCACUUUGGGUGUAUCUCAGCAAGAACUCGCUACCCAACUCGACGACCUACCCUCCGACGCUUUCUCUUCGUCGUCGCCAGAGAAAUCGCCAACCAAGGCAGUGAUCGAGCUGUCGUCUCAAGUCGACGAUAAUGUACCGCGGCGUCACCAGUCGGCAAGACCGCGUGCUCCCAAGACUGGGCUAAAACAAAUGACCAUCUUCGGACAACCUGCCACUCAAGACCUGACAGCCUCACAAGCUGCUGCCAAAAGACACGCUUGGCCCUUAUCAGCGCGCGACGAGCCACCGACUCAUCACAAGCUGGACGAAGAAGCCAUGAAGACGUGGGUAUAUCCCACAAAUCUGGGCACUAUACGCGAUUAUCAGUACAAUAUCGUCUCACGCAGCUUGUUCCACAAUACACUUGUUGCGCUACCAACGGGUCUUGGAAAGACCUUUAUUGCUGCCACAGUCAUGUUGAACUACUACCGCUGGACAACGAAGGCUCAGCUAGUUUUCAUGGCCCCAACAAAGCCGCUCAUUGCACAGCAACUGGAGGCUUGCUAUGGCAUCGUUGGAAUUCCUAGCCGAGACACCGUGCUUAUGACCGGAGAGACGACCCCAGCCGCUCGGGCAGAUGAAUGGCAGGAGAAGCGAGUCUUCUUCAUGACACCGCAAACAGUCAUCAACGACCUGAAGACCGGCAUAUGCGACCCCAAGAGAAUCGUCUUGCUUGUUGUGGAUGAAGCACACAAAGCUACGGGCGGCUAUGCUUACACAGAAGUCGUUUCGUUUAUGCGCCGGUUCAAUAGCAGCUUCCGGGUGCUGGCACUGACAGCAACACCUGGCUCGAGCACAGAAGCAGUGCAGGCCGUCAUUGACAACCUAGGUAUCGCGCGUGUCGAGUUGCGCACGGAACAGUCUCUUGACAUCCGCGAGUAUACCCACGAGAAGCAAAGCGAGACCGAAGUGUUCGAUUUCAGCGACGAGCAAGAGCGCAUUAUGGACCUGUGUUCCCGCGCACUUCGCCCUUCUCUGGACAAGCUGAACAGCCAAAAUGCAUACUGGUCGAGAGACCCGAUGAUGCUUACUGCUUACGGUCUCACUCAAGCCAGACAGAAGUGGAUGAGUUCUGACGCCGGCCGUAAGGCGCCCAUGCCAGUCAAGGGCAUGAUCAACUCCAUCUUCACGGUGCUCUCCAGCAUCGCGCAUAGUAUCAGCCUGCUCAAAUUCCAUGGCAUUGGGCCAUUCUACUCGGGCAUCCUCAGCUUCCAGUCGAGUGUGAAUAGCGGUGAGCAGAAAGGCAAGACUGCAGCCGCGAUCGCGUCCUCGGACGACUUCAACAAGAUGCUGUCCACCGUCAGAACGUGGACCAACAACCCCGAGUUCAUUGGCCAUCCGAAGCUGGAAUACCUACGCGAGGUCGUGCUGAACCACUUUCUCGAUGCGGGAGAAGGUAGACAAGGCAGCGAUGUUCCUCCAAGCGCCACGCGAGUGAUGGUCUUUGCGAGCUUCCGGGACAGCACCGAGGAGAUCUGUAGGGUGCUGAAACGCAAUGAACCUAUGAUCAGACCACACGUGUUUGUUGGUCAAGCUGCAUCCAAAGGUCAAGAGGGCAUGGAUCAGAAGAGGCAGAAUGCCGUCAUUCAAGACUUCAAGAGCGGCAAAUACAACACUCUGAUCGCCACUUCCAUUGGUGAGGAAGGUCUCGAUAUCGGCACCGUCGAUUUGAUUGUAUGCUACGACGCCUCAUCAUCGCCGAUCCGAAUGUUGCAGCGAAUUGGCCGUACUGGUCGUAAACGACUUGGCAGGGUUGUCUUGUUGCUCAUGAAGGGCAAGGAAGAGAAUGACUAUGCCAAGGCGCAGGACAACUACGCCUACAUCCAAAAGACAAUUGCAGAUGCGUCCAAAUAUGCGUACAGGGACGAUCAGAGCCCACGGAUUCUUCCCAAAGAAGUGAAACCGGUCGCGGACAAGCGUCCUGUCGACAUUCCCGUCGAGAACAGCCAGCCUGUGGACCUGAACGAGAAGAAGCGGAAAGGAAGGGGCAAGGGCAGGACGAAGCGGCCGCCGAAGAAAUUUCAUAUGCCUGACAAUGUGCGUACGGGUUUCACGACGGCUGCCAACUUCGGCUUUCACGGCGAUGAUCCAAGUGAGGACGAGAGGCCGAAGAAGAAGUCGACUAAAAGGCAGCAAAAGUUCAUACCGCCACCUACGCUGUCAACACCUGAGCCUGAAGCUGCACCUCUACCUUACCUUGCAAAUGUGUUCUUGAACGACGAAAAGCUUGACGAGCUGGCGGAGAAGUAUGCGCGCUCUGCUGAUGUGGAGGGAGAUGCACUCAUUCGUGAGCCAGACCUCUCGCGUUUCCCGGAAAAGCUUAGAAGCCUUGGACCUACCAAGUAUGUAGCACACGGACAAGCUACGCGGCUAGUUGAGAAGACCAUGCAAGUAUGUACAGUACGCGCGAUUGUUCAGAGAAAGUGACACUAACGAUGCUCGCCAGGUCAUGCGCCACGUUGACAAUGAAAAGCUGCACCGUCUGGACGAAUGCCUUCACCUCAGCGAUCUCGAGGAUGCUGGGACGGCUGGGAGACGCUUAGUGAGCCCAGAGGCUAAUGACCCAGACAAUAGACCUCUUCCGGUCGUGAGCAAAUCGCCGAUUGCGACUGGAACAGCAGCAGUGAAGAAGCGGCGCGGUCGUCCCAAGAAAGCAGCAAGCCCUCCGCCGCAGCCCGACGAUUCAGAGGCAGAACCAGACCUUCCGCCGGGACAAAUGCCACCUCCUCCAUCCCCUGGACCUGCGAAGAGACCGCGCGGGCGUCCUCGCAAAGAGCAGACAUUACAGCGUACUGCUUCAUACGGCUCUGCUGCUGGAGAAGGUGCUAGUUCGAGCCCUGCAGCGACGCCUGCCGAUAUGCGCCUUGCGACGCAAAUCAUGCGAGGUGAAGAACUUGGCGAAGAAGACACGAGCGGGGAAGAACAGGAAGAAGAGGCAGACAGUGAGGAUCUGGCGUUUAUUGCAAAGUCCAGUGACCCGUUGGAGAUGGCAAGCUCAUUCCAACACUUCCCCGAUGACGAUGAUGAUGAUGAUGAGAAGGACUCAUCGGGCCGCGACGAGUGUGAUGUGAGUGAGAAGACCAGCAAGGUGGUGAGGAAGAGACGCGUGGUGGAAGAUAGCGAGGAUGAAGAGUGA